UCUGUUUAUAAACCCCUUCCUUCUUAUUCACUUCGCAAUAUCAAUCUCUUCCUUCUUCUUCUUCUUCUUCUUCUUCAAUUCAUUUCAACACCAAAUCACAGUAUGGCUGCCAUGGCCACUGCAACCCUAACCUCCUCCAUCUCUUCCAACCCCAAAUCUUCUUUCUUCCACAGUAAGAUACCUUCAUCUGUUUCUUCUCGCUUCACGCCUGUCAAAUCCUCCAUCUCAAUGUCCCUAAACUCUCCCUCCUACGACCUCAAUUCGUUCACCUUCCAGCCCAUCAAAGAAUCCAUUGUCUCCCGGGAAAUGACACGCCGUUACAUGACCGACAUGAUCACCUACGCCGACACCGACGUCAUCGUGGUCGGAGCCGGCUCUGCCGGCCUCUCCUGCGCCUAUGAGCUCAGCAAGAAUCCCUCAGUACAAGUGGCCAUCAUCGAACAAUCCGUCAGCCCUGGCGGCGGCGCGUGGCUCGGUGGGCAGCUCUUCUCGGCCAUGGUGGUCCGAAAGCCGGCCCACCAGUUCCUGGACGAGCUCGGCGUGGAGUACGACGAGGCUGAGGACUACGUGGUCAUCAAACACGCGGCCCUUUUCACGUCGACUAUCAUGAGCAAGCUUCUGUCACGGCAGAACGUGAAGCUGUUCAACGCGGUGGCGGCGGAGGAUUUGAUCGUGAAGGAGGGGAAGGUGGCAGGGGUGGUGACCAACUGGGCGCUGGUGUCGAUGAACCACGACACUCAGUCGUGCAUGGACCCUAACGUGAUGGAGGCGAAGGUAGUGGUAAGCUCGUGCGGGCACGACGGGCCGUUCGGAGCGACGGGAGUGAAGAGAUUGAAGAGCAUAGGGAUGAUCGACAGCGUGCCAGGAAUGAAGGCUCUGGACAUGAAUGCUGCCGAGGAUGCUAUUGUUCGAUUGACCAGGGAGGUCGUGCCCGGAAUGAUUGUCACCGGCAUGGAAGUUGCAGAGAUUGACGGAGCCCCAAGAAUGGGUCCAACGUUUGGAGCGAUGAUGAUAUCGGGGCAGAAGGCGGCGCAUUUGGCGUUGAAGGCACUGGGGAAGAACAAUGCCAUAGAUGGAACAUGCGAGCUUGGAAGACAAGAACAACCCGAGCUUGUUUAUGCUUCCGCUGAAAUCGAUCAAGACAUCGUUGAUGCUUAGAAACUUAGCUCACCAUUAAAUAUCUUCGGUUUUUUCCCCUUUUCAUCUCUGUUUCGCUUCUUCUUCUGUUUGGUUACCCCACUCUUAUUAUCUGGGAAUAAACCUAGAAAAUCGACAGUCUUUUUUACAUGGAGCAAACACAGACUUUUGUUCGA
Molecule: messenger RNA, 1313 nt
Organism: Prosopis cineraria
Lineage: Eukaryota; Viridiplantae; Streptophyta; Magnoliopsida; Fabales; Fabaceae
Product: thiamine thiazole synthase 2, chloroplastic-like
Exons: 2
Coding region: 103-1158 (351 amino acids)
Biological process (GO): thiamine biosynthetic process
Source: RefSeq, a predicted model, not a curated record